This is a messenger RNA of Parastagonospora nodorum SN15, 288 nucleotides long. RefSeq lists its product as hypothetical. The transcript has a single exon. The coding region runs from base 1 to 288 and encodes 95 amino acids. The record is from RefSeq and is a predicted model, not a curated record. NCBI's taxonomy places the organism in Eukaryota, Fungi, Ascomycota, Dothideomycetes, Pleosporales, Phaeosphaeriaceae.
AUGCGCCCAGCCAUGGGAACAUGUCGGAUGUGUGCCGUACCUCAACUCCGUAUCCCCAAGCAUUUAUCGGGAUCCGCUCCAGACGCUCUUGAGGAAGCCGUCCUUCUGUGCCAGCCUGUUCAAGCUGUCGUCGCUCUCGCCCAUGGCGCGGACGAAGCCGCUGAGGGCGUAGACCUGGUUGUCACCGGUGUAGCGGCCGUUCUCGUCAACCUUGCCAACACUGAUCUGGACGGAAGCAUGGUCCUUGGACUUGAUGAUGCGUCCGGUGGCCGACUUGGGAGGUAUUAG